Molecule: messenger RNA, 4251 nt
Organism: Harpegnathos saltator (Jerdon's jumping ant)
Lineage: Eukaryota; Metazoa; Arthropoda; Insecta; Hymenoptera; Formicidae
Product: dual specificity mitogen-activated protein kinase kinase 7
Exons: 8
Coding region: 181-2787 (868 amino acids)
Biological process (GO): protein phosphorylation
Molecular function (GO): protein kinase activity; ATP binding
Source: RefSeq, a predicted model, not a curated record
GGCCAUUGGCAAGCCUGCGAACGCGUGCGAACCGGCGGCGCAGCGCUCGCUGCCAAAAAGGGGCAGCGGAGAGUGAUGCGAAAAUUGUCAAAUACCUGGUGCGCGGCGGUGGUGCGGUCCCGGUGAGCCUGUGUUAGCGUGGUGCGACGAGUAGCGUGCAGCUGUGCGAGAAGCCGCGCGAUGUCGAGCACCCUGGAGAACAAAAUUUUGGACCUGCAGCAGCGUCUGCGGGCGGAGAACGAGUCGCGAGACAGAGACAAACAGGGCGGUGAGGUUGGUCCGACCGCGGGCUUGCAAUCGUCGUCGUCGUCGUCGUCGACGGGCCCCGCGUCUAGUCCUGCGGUCCGAAGACCCCGACAACUUGGAGACAUGGGUACUCCAACACGGCCAAGAAGACAGCUAGAUCUGCCAGUAUCGCAGAUGGUACCGCCAAAGAAACAUGACAUUGAGUUCGAGUCGAAACUGCAAGAGAUCAUGAAGAUGAAUGGCAUCUUGAAUAUCAAUGGUCAAAGGUACCAAACAGAAAUGAAGGAUUUGGAGCACUUAGGCGAGCUUGGCAAUGGCACAUGCGGCCACGUCGUCAAAAUGAGGCACAAACCGAGCGGUGUGGUGAUUGCUGUGAAGCAGAUGCGACGUUCCGGCAAUGCGGAAGAAAACAAGAGGAUAAUCAUGGACCUUGAUGUUGUGCUCAAGUCACAUGAUUGUCCAUAUAUUGUACAGUGUCUUGGUUGUUUCAUCACGGAGUCCGACGUGUGGAUCUGCAUGGAACUGAUGGCGACAUGCCUGGACAAGUUGCUAAAGCGCAGCAGGCAGGCGAUACCGGAGGAUUUUUUAGGCAAAGUUACAGUAGCAACAGUAAAGGCGUUGUCGUACCUGAAAGAGAAGCAUGGUGUAAUCCAUAGGGAUGUGAAGCCUAGUAAUAUAUUGCUGGAUGAAUCGGGCGGAGUAAAGCUUUGCGAUUUCGGCAUAUCCGGCAGAUUGGUCGACAGCAAGGCGAAAACAAGAAGCGCGGGCUGCGCGGCGUACAUGGCUCCUGAGAGGAUAGAUCCACCUGAUCCAACCAAGCCAGAUUACGACAUAAGGGCGGAUGUAUGGAGUCUGGGCAUUACUCUGGUGGAACUAGCUACAGGAGUAUUUCCUUACCGAGACUGCAAGACUGACUUUGAGGUACUAAGCAGGGUAGUACAAGACGAUCCUCCGUCUCUACCGCAAGACGCACUCUUCUCCAAGGAAUUCAGAAACUUCGUUACCUGCUGUCUCACGAAGAACUACAAGCAUCGGCCAAAGUACCACAAGCUCAUGGAACAUCCGUUCAUUCGCAAGUACGACGUUCCGCAGGACGGCGAGACGAAUUCCGCCUCGCCGAACUCCGGUUGCCAAUGGUUUGGCAGGGUCAUGCGACAGUUAGAACCAAGUUUCAGGUUGUCGGGAGGGCAACAGCGGGUCUCGGGUCAUGUGUCCUUGAAGCAGACGGCUCACUUCCGGGCGCAGUCUGACAUACCGGCCUUCUUAAGAAGCAAUAACACCAGUGUGACGGCCAAAGAGCCGUCGUCGGACUCUGGCGGUAUUCUGCCGUUCCACCAGCGUUCCAACAGCGAAAACGGCGCCGCCAACUAUGUGUCUUACAGUCCGUACGCGUUGCGUCGCAAGGAGCUCGCUCGGCCGUUCUCGCCGCCGACGACCAAGGACGACGCGGUCGCAGACUCGGAAGGACAGCCACCGCGACCGUUCUCGCCCUACCGGCAACUGGAACAGUCUACUCGGGAUUAUUCCGGCAAUCGUUGCUCGACGAAUGGUCAAAAUAGACAGGAGACGGCGAGACCGUUUUCCCCAUAUAGACAGCAGGACACCAAUUUAAUGGACGGAAAUGGCCGAUCCUACUCCCCCUAUCGCAGUCGCUACGACGAGCGUGACACGAGCAAGGAUCGAUGGCAGGGUAUGUCGAGAUCAUUGAGUCCCUUCGCCAGGGAUUACUCUCCCUGGCGGCGAGAGAACGUUGAUCCACCUGGCGUGAUCCAACCGCCAGCACCAUCGUGCGAAAGCGGCCGUUAUUCACCGUUUCUGCAGCAACGACUGGCGCAACCGCCGCCACCCGCACCUCAAACUCAUCCUCUGCAGACGCAGGACAUCUACGGUAGCCCGAUGAUCAGCCGCAAGAGGUUUCCUUCGGAGCCGCCUCCACAGGGAUCCCACGGCUCCACUAGUCCGCAAUUGCUGAUCUCCCGCUUCGCGCAUCAACUCAAGCAAGAGUCUCCGCCGUCGUCAGCGACGAUGCCGCCUCAGCAACAGGGUACCGGCUCCAAGGAGUCUGCGAAGAAGCGCUUCGCGUCUUACGUACGUCUCAGGCUCGGCAGUGAACGCGCUCCUUCGCCGGAGCCACCGCCGAGAUUGAGCCGCGGCGAGUCGCCGCUCGCCCUUAGAAGGAAUUUAGUAGAACAAGCGUCUCCUUCCUGUCCGCGAAGCCGCCACCCAGGAGACUGUCGGAGAGCAAUUCCGUGCCCGGUAGUCCGCAGCACGUGCGAGCCCGUCUGCGCUACACUCCCGAACCUCAGAGGAGACCUCCGCCGCCAUAACCCACCGCUACCGUUAAGCCUUAUUCCUUGUUGUUGGUGCCAUACGCGACACGGUACGCCCGUGGUGCGAUCGCGUGCAUCACGUAGUAGCGAGGUACGUCGUAUUCGGCGACGACGGUUGCGCACAGAGCGAGUCGCGCGUAUACGGUACACACGCACACACGUAUACGGUGUUCUCAAAGACAACGCUGUAAACCAAAAAAGAAAGAAAUGAAAUAUGGAGAAGCAUGUUCUUUAAUACUCGAGUUGCCGCGAGUUGCGGUUUGUAUGCGUCGAAGGCUGUACGAGAGGUCGAUUUAGCGUGCGAAACGGUUGAAGUCGCGAAAGAGCGGUUUGAUUUUUCUAGGUAUAAUAGCUGAACGUAAAAGAGAAAAAAGAAACAUAUAAAACUCGUAUCGAGAUGUCUGACAGCUAGGUGUCAGUAAAUAUUUCGGGUUUGACAAAUAUUUUUCUGGAUCUCUUAUCAAUGUCUAAAGUAGGAAGGAGCGAGAGAGAGAGAGAGAGAAAGAGAGGAGAGAGAGAGAGAGAGUGGGGGAAACGCUUCUCAAGUUUUAAAAUGCGCUUCACACGCUAAACUCGCUUUCUGCACGGUCGUAACCUUUUAGCGAGGCCUGCAUUUCGCACAAGCGAGAGUCGUUCGCGCUGCGACGGAACCGCGCGCGAACGGUCUUCGCGACGUUUGCACAUGGCUUUCUAAAUCGCUGCCGCGCGAAACGCGAAUCGAAUUACCUUCGUCAAUGAUCCUCUUCUCGACGUGUAUUUAUAAUAGGACGCAAAAGGGAAACACGAUGCUCAACUUUUUAUAUCGCUUGCGUGUGAAGGAGCGUAGAGUGACGACGAUGACGACGACGAGGAUGACGAUGACGAUAACGACGACGGGGGAAUAAUAAGAUGCAUCGCGACUUUUUUUCUAAAAACAAAAACAGAAAAGAUAUACGUUAACACAUGUAUACACAGAUACACACAAACACCAGCGAGAUAUGGCGUCAUGCCGAAAACGCGUAAACCGUUCCUAUCGCUCUUCGUUUACGCUUCUUCCUCUCGAUCUUGAGAAUCUUGUCGUGCUAAAGAGAAAAAGACAGAAAGGAGAGAGAGAGAGAGAGGAAGAGAGAGACAGAGAGUAAGUGAGCGAAUGAGAGGAAAAUAAACUGAACAUUACAAUGAAACUCGCUCUCUUCUCUCCGACGGCCGUGCGGUAUCUUCGCGACUCGAAUUACAGCGACUCUCAGCGACUUUUCCACGUUUUAUUAUUAAUAUUAUUACUACGACUAUUAUAUGUUAUUUAUAUAUGAGAUAAUACCAAACGCGCGCGCGAGCGAGUAAACCGUACGUUCACGGUCACACAAAUCGAGAUCGUAUCGAGCGCGAAAUCGUACCGAAAGGGAUACAUUAUCGUCCACAUUCGACUUCUCUGUAAUGAGAUAAAGCAAAACAAAGGCACAAUAAUGUCGCAGUGGCACGCCUUACUCGUAGAAUUUUACUACGAAUUCACGAAUGUAUAUUACCUACUCAGUCGGCAGGGCGUGCGAAAGGCGUCACAUGGUUAGGAUGUUGUAAUUAAUUAUUUUUAAUUAACAUUUAAUCCCAAACUACGUUCAAGUCUACACUCGUAAUCACCUUUGUCGCUUAUUUGACAAAAGGAUCUGUUGCAAUGUAAAUAAACUUAUAUUUAUACGAG